AUGUCCGAGAAAUAUAGCAGGCCUGCGCAGCCACCCCCAUCCUACGCACCCAACAAUGGGCAGGGGCAGGCCACAGAUCCACAUGGACAGCAAGAACAGCAACCCCAGCAGCAAGAUUACCAGUUUCGACAGGACCAGUACUAUAACCUCAGCUCCAAGUCAGACGGGGCGCCAAUAGGCUCGUUUGAAGAAAGUUUCCCCACGGAUAACGACAAUAAGUUUCGGCUCAAUGACUGGCCGUUCACGAUUUUCUUUCUCGCCACCGUCUGUGGGUUUGUCGCAAUCGCGGCGAUCACUCUGAGGUCGUGGGCCAACACGUAUGCGGCCACCGGUUCGGGGAUAUACAACGGCCAAAACACCGGCACAUUGAACACGAACUCCGCCAUUUUGCUGGUUUUCUCGUGCGUGAUCGCCUUGGUCUUUUCACUACUGGGUCUCGUCCUCAUGCGGGCGUCUCCCAAGUGGUUUAUCUACUGUGGCAUGAUAUUCAAUAUUCUUUCGGGGCUUGGUACUGCCAUUGCCUACCUUGCCAUGCGGUACUGGUCUGCAGGUAUCAUAUUCCUGAUUUUUACUUUGAUUACCGCUUGGUGCUAUUGGGGCAUGCGCUCGCGGAUUCCCUUGAGUGUGGCGAUUUUAAAAACCGUUGUGGACGUGAUGAAAAAACACCCUCAGACCUACUUGAUUUCAUUUUUUGGGUCGAUUGUUGCAAGCGCUUUUGGAGUAUUGUUCUCCGCUGUUAUAGUCGCAACCUACAUCAAAUACGAUCCUAAAAGCGGCAAUGCAGGCUGUAACACAGGUGGAGGAUCGUGUUCAAAUUCUAAACUUAUCGGCAUCCUUGUUUUAGUAUUUUUUUGUGGAUUUUACAUCUCUGAGGUCAUCAGAAAUGUUAUUCAUUGCACAGUCUCGGGUAUAUACGGGUGCUGGUACUACAUGUCCAAAUCGGACCAAGGAAUGCCUCGUUGGCCAGCAUUUGGGUCGCUAAAGAGAGCACUUACCGUGUCGUUCGGCUCAAUCUGUUUUGGGUCCUUGAUUGUAUCUUUGAUAGAAACUGCAAAGCAGGUGUUCAGGUUAUUGAGGAACGGCCAAGUUACUAACAUUUCGGAUAGCCAGUGGGCACAAUGUGCCUUCAUUAUCAUUGAUUGGAUCAUUGGAUUUUUAGAAUGGCUAGCCCGUUAUUUCAACCACUAUGCGUACUGUUUCAUUGCCUUGUACGGUAAACCUUACUUGAGAGCAGCCAAAGAAACCUGGUACAUGCUAAGAGAAAAGGGCAUGGAUGCUCUAAUCAACGAUAAUUUAAUUAACAUCGCUCUGGGGUUCUUUUCUCUUGUGGCGAGUUACCUGGCCGCUUUGUUUGCGUACUUAUAUUUGAGGUUCACUUCACCUAGUUACAACUCAGGUCACGGAUUUAAUGUUCCACUAAUGGCCUUUUCGUUUGUGAUUGCGCUUCAGAUCUGCAGUAUAACUAACGAAACUAUAAGAUCCGGUACUGCCACCUUUUUUGUGGCUCUGGGCAAUGACCCAGAGGUUUUCCGUGUCUCUUAUCCGCAAAGAUUUGAUGAAAUCUUUAGGGCCUACCCAGAUGUUCUAAAGAAACUGAGUCAUCAGCACGUAUAA
Lachancea dasiensis is the source of this 1614-nucleotide messenger RNA. Lineage: Eukaryota; Fungi; Ascomycota; Saccharomycetes; Saccharomycetales; Saccharomycetaceae. The record is from the annotation of a GenBank genome assembly.